ACAAGCCGUUGGUGUCGAGCCUUUCUGCUAAAACUAAUGCAUCAUUACAUCUCUCACCAAAAUUGCAUGCAUCAUUUGAAUUGGCUACUACUGUGUAUUGUAAGUGGUAACGAAUAUAUGACUUCUGUCAAAAUUCUGUGAAGAUCUACAAUGAAUGUUGUUUACCCAGCAGGUGGAUAUGACGUCACGGAUUUGGAACAUCAGAAAAUAACAUCCAAAUUCGCGAUUAUUUUUUUCUUUCAAUGCGAAUUAAAAUGUAAUAACAUUAGAAAGAGCUCGCUCUCGUAUUCGAGACAGAACGUGGCGUGAAGUCUAGAUUAUUUUACCGGUAACAGCGCUCUCCGUGAAUGCAGCAGAGAUGUAUCCUCGCAGUUAAAGUUAGUCCCCCAAGCGGAGUAAUGUUGGUAGUAUUUACAGUGUGAAUAUUGCAUGCUUACUUGGUACACAAGAUCGCGUGUACAGUUCAUUAUCUCUAGCACAGAAUUGUCUACUGCGUGCACCUACCAUUGUCGAUUGGUGUCAUCUGUGAACUCCRGAUGGUCCCGCCCCUGAAGACCCUGAGCUGAAUUUUCAUUGGAAGAAUGGAACGCCAGUCUUUCCUACACAAGUGAACACGCGGGUGCUCUGAUUGGCUGAAUAAUUUCUGCACUGUAGUCUGGCUGGCUGCCAGCGCCUGCCUUGCCCCUGAUCAGAAGUGAACGUGACAUUUGUGCGGAGCUUGGAGACUCCAGUGGUGACCCCCUGUGGAGACAGAGAUCAAAGGCAAGGAGGCUGAAGUCACUACGCUGGAACUGAAGAUUGCUUUAAACGAGCAAGUCAUUGUAGAAGGUUUUUAAGUCAUGAUGCAAGAAUCUGGGACCGAGGCGGCAAGCAACGGUCCAGCCAGUCAGAACAGAGCAGCGAGCGUGGAGGACGGAGCCAGGGACGCGAGGCCCAAAAGCGCCACGUCAGUGGACGUCACUGCAGCUGACCUGAUCCAUCUCCAGCAGCAGCAGGCUCUUCAAGUGGCUCGGCAGAUCCUUCUACAGCAACAACAGCAACAACAACAUCAACAACAACAACAACAGCAGCAGCUGCAGCUUCAGCAAGGCACCGAUCUAAAAUCCCCCAAAGACAAUGAGAAUCAGCCAAGCCUACAGGUUCCAGUGUCAGUGGCUAUGAUGACACCCCAGGUAAUAACGCCUCAGCAGAUGCAGCAGAUACUCCAGCAGCAGGUCCUGAGCCCUCAGCAGCUCCAGGUGCUCCUGCAGCAGCAACAGGCCCUCAUGUUACAACAGCAGCAAAUCCAAGAGUUCUACAAGAAGCAGCAGGAACAGCUCCACCUCCAGCUCCUCCAGCAGCAACAUGCGGGCAAGCAGAGUAAAGAGCAGCAGCAGCAGCCCAGCAGUUGCUCAUCCGAGCAGCAGCUCAUGCAGGUCCAACAGCUACAGCAGCAGCACCUGCUCAACCUCCAGAGACAAGGCCUGCUCACCAUCCAGCCUGGACAGACCACCUUGCCCCUGCACUCGCUCACUCAGGGCAUAAAUCCAGCAGAGCUUCAGCAGCUGUGGAAGGAGGUGACGAACUUGAAGGAAGAGAACAGCGGCAACAGCAACGGCCGCCGCGGCCUGGACCUGUCCUCGCCACAACCCCCCAAGAAGCCCCUCCUCAACCAACACGCCUCCACCAAUGGACAGUACAUGAGCCAUUCUCUGAAGAGAGAAGGAUCCACGCUAGACGACUACCAACACUCUCACCACAGUCACCCGCUCUAUGGGCACGGGGUUUGCAAGUGGCCUGGAUGCGAGGCGGUGUUUGAGGACUUCCAGUCAUUCCUGAAGCAUCUCAACAAUGAGCACGCCCUGGACGACAGGAGCACAGCCCAGUGUCGGGUGCAAAUGCAGGUUGUACAGCAGCUGGAACUGCAGCUAGCGAAAGACAAAGAGCGUCUGCAAGCCAUGAUGACGCAUCUCCACGUCAAAUCCACGGAGCCCAAACCCACCCCACAGCCACUCAACCUGGUGUCCAGCGUCACCCUGUCCAAGACAGCCCCCCCUGAGGCCUCACCCCCCCUGAGCCUGCCCCAGACCCCCACCACCCCCACGGCCCCCCUGACGCCCCUGUCCCAGGCCCACUCCGUCAUCACCCCCAACAGCCUCCACCACAGCGUGGGCCCCAUGCGCCGGCGCUACUCUGACAAGUACAACAUGCCCAUUUCCCCAGGCUGUGUUUGCUCCCUUUGUACAGAUAUUGUCCAGAACAAAGAGUUCUACAUGAAUGCUGAAGUCAGACCUCCCUUCACAUAUGCCUCACUUAUACGCCAGGCUAUCCUUGAAUCACCGGAAAAGCAGCUAACACUAAAUGAAAUUUACAACUGGUUCACACGAAUGUUUGCAUAUUUCAGGCGCAACGCCGCAACAUGGAAGAAUGCAGUCCGGCAUAAUCUUAGUCUUCACAAAUGUUUUGUGCGAGUAGAAAACGUUAAAGGGGCUGUGUGGACAGUGGAUGAACUAGAGUUCCAAAAGAGAAGGCCACAAAAGAUCACUGGAAGUCCAGCCUUAGUGAAGAACAUCCAGACCAGCUUGGGCUAUGGUCCGGCUCUCUCUGCAGCCUUCCAGGCUUCAAUGGCAGAAAACAAUAUACCUCUAUACACUACUGCUUCCAUUGGAAGUCCUACCCUCAACUCGCUGGCGAAUGCCAUCCGAGAGGAGAUGAUUGGAGCGAUGGACCAUGGAAACAGCAACGGCAGUGACAGCAGCCCAGGACGGUCUCCCUUGCCAGCUAUGCAUCACAUUAAAGAGGAACCGCUGGACCCGGAAGACCACGAAGGCCCCCUCUCUCUGGUGACGAUGGCCAACCACAGUCCAGAUUUCGAUCACCACAGAGAUUACGAUGACGACCAGGGCCACGAUGACAUGCUGUAAGGUCGGGCCCCCAGGGGCCCCACCCAGAGGCAGAACUAACCUUAGUCAUCUGUGAGACGCCACAACGUCACAGAUAACACAGAUACAAGACUGCAGUCUCAGUCCUCUGAUGACAGCUAUCAAAUGUUUCCAAUUGACUUUUAGUGCCAUUAAAUACAUAUUGAAAACACAAGAAAGAGAAUACGUCCCACUUGGGAGUAUUUUUGAUUUAUAUCUACUUUUUGGUUUAAGGGAACGAAAAUAAGAAAAAAAGUCAUUUCUACUCUACAUGCGUUGGAUGGACAUGUUUGGUACUGGGGACGACUUCUUGGUCAGCGUGCUGGCUUCAAAUCCAGGAUGGACUUGGACUUGCACUGUGCAGCCAGUAUGAACUUGGACCUGCACUGUGCAGCCAGUAUGGAUUGCAUGCAGCCCACUCAACCACACUGAGCAUGGACUGCAGAGGGGUUCUCUCUCUCUCACACAC
Messenger RNA from Salvelinus sp. IW2-2015, 3369 nucleotides. The record is from RefSeq and is a predicted model, not a curated record. Lineage: Eukaryota; Metazoa; Chordata; Actinopteri; Salmoniformes; Salmonidae.